AUGUCCAAAGAGUUUCUGAAGAAAGAGCUCUCCCCACGCGGCUAUGAGAGCAUAUUCCCGAGCGGUGCAAGCAACAAUUCCUUCCUCUCGAAUCAAUCGCAAUCAACACCUCCACCUGCUCAUAGCAUUGACACGUUCACGGCGGCGUUGGAGCAAGCGCGUCAGAAAUACGAGGACAAGAGUCUGUCCAACAAUGUCCCCGUAAAGGUCAAAGCGUGGUUGACGAGUCUGUCCGCCCGGAUUCUGUUCUUCGGAAACAUCCUCGAUGUUCUCGCCCAACAGCACCCAGAGUGCGCCUCUCUGGCGUGGGGAACAUUCAAAUUUCUUUUUAUAGUAUGUAAAGUCACAUAUAUGUUUGUGCUCCAAAAUCAUUUUGAGCUCAUCAGCAAGAUCGCAAAGUGCGCCUCUCGCAUCGCCGACCUGCUGCCGCAGGAUAAGCUGCUUUUGGUUCUGUAUCCCGCGAACGCAAUGCGAGAAGCGGUGGCCUGCCUUUUCGCCAGCAUCUUGAAGUUCUUCCGACUGGCUGUGCAGUUUUGCAAGGACGGUCGCUUCAAGCAUUCGGUCAAAGCCACCUCCCAACCCUGGUCGCCGUCCUUCCAAGGCCUGUACGAGGAUGUUACCAUCCAGGCAGGGAAAGUUCAUGAGUUAGCAGCUAUAGCGGCCAAAGCGGAAUUGAGAGAUGCACAUGUGGAGAGCAUGGAGUUAAAAAGCAUGUCAAGUCAGAUGAAUAGCGAGGUCGCGGCACUCAAAUCGACCGUUAACGAAUUGAGAACGGUACUGGAGCAGAAGGUCGAUGCUCACGGAGGCCUGCUCACCAGAAGGUCACCAACCCCCUUCAUAUUCGUCAGACAGAGUUCGUUGAUAUAUCGCAAUCAGCACUGUACCAAGACGUCCGGCUUGAUCUCUCCCAGCAGCGAGAGCGUAUUCGCCAAGUUCACUUGA
Molecule: messenger RNA, 942 nt
Organism: Cladophialophora bantiana CBS 173.52
Lineage: Eukaryota; Fungi; Ascomycota; Eurotiomycetes; Chaetothyriales; Herpotrichiellaceae
Exons: 2
Coding region: 1-942 (313 amino acids)
Source: RefSeq, a predicted model, not a curated record